Lolium perenne is the source of this 885-nucleotide messenger RNA. NCBI's taxonomy places the organism in Eukaryota, Viridiplantae, Streptophyta, Magnoliopsida, Poales, Poaceae. The record is from RefSeq and is a predicted model, not a curated record.
AUGGUGAAGAAGAAAAUCCCUAGUGCCGCCGCCAGCUCCACGAGCGUCGGUGCCGCCGCCAGAUAUUCUUCGAUUCUUGUGAAGGAGGUCGCCCCCAAUGCUCCUCCUCCAACUCCGGCGCCGCCGGCGCCACCAAGUUCAUCGGCCAAGCCUGCUGCGGAGGAGACCAGGGCUUCUCCUAUGAAGAGAUCAAUCGGCGGUUUUGCCGACGAAGAUGACCUCCUUGAUUUUGAUGAUACUUUCAUUGAGCCUCCGCCCAAGAAGGCCAGAUCUGAUGCUGUUUCACCGGCUGCCGCAGCUUCCGAAGCUUCGGCUCUUAAAGCGGCUCCCGUGAUGCAAGCAUCGACAGCCUCCUCCCUUUCCAAAGGGAAAGAUGCUCCUACUGCUGCUGCAGCUCAUCCUUCUGAUCUGCGAGGUGUGAUAUCCUCUUUAGAGGCCUUCGCCUUUCAAUUCACCUCUCUAGAGGCGGACAAGAUUCGGCUGCAGGAGGAGGCUAAGUCUUCCUCUUCAAAGUUGGAAGGUGCCAUCAAAAAGGCCGCCAUAGCUCGCCAGGAGGUCGACUCCCUGAAAGAAGAGCUAAACAAGCUAAAGGAGCGGCUGAAGGAGGAGGAAGCUCGGACGGCAGAAAAAGAUGAACUCCUCCGCCAAUCUGCCUUGGCCUUGCUUGAAGCUGCCGACAUCCCUGCUACUGCCUUGGAUAAAAUUCCGAGCAACUUCCCGGCAAACGGUGUGUCGACGGUUCUCGCCGCUCACCAACUCACCCGGGGGCUCCUUGACAAGGGUGCUCUGGCGCGGAUGCAUUCGAUGAUAUUCCCCAAGGCCACGCAGGAGAAGACUCUGGGGCAGCUAAUUGAUGCUUUCGCAGUCGACACCAAGGAGUCAUAG